CACAUACCAAAAAUGUCCCACUCUUGUCAAAACACUAAAAAGAAUAUUAAAAAGAUGACAAGGUGAUGAAAGCAAUAUCCAUUAACUUUACAUUAAUCAAAAAAAAAAAAACAUAAAAAAUCCACCAAGGCAAGCUCCUAGAAGCUUCCAAAUUCCAAUAACAACCACCAUCACCACCACCACCAAUUAUUCCCCUUGUUUCUUGUUUUUCUUUAACCCUACAUUUCCACCACCACCACCUACCCCUAUAUUUCCCCCACCCUAUAUCACCCCACACCCCCCCCCCCCUCCCCAUCUCCGUUUUCUGAUUAUUCAUCCUCUCAUCGGAAAACAAUCAUGGCGGAGGAACACAAAUGUCAACAACCAUCCACCCACGUCCUCUGCGCCAACAACUGCGGCUUCUUCGGCAGCCCCACCACCCUCAACCUCUGCUCCAAGUGCUACAAAGAUCAUUGCCUCAAAGACCACCACAUCUCCACCGCCAAAAUCGCCCUCACGCGCCAACCUGAAUCAUCGUCUUCCUCACGCGCCGCCGUAGCCGACGCUGCCGGAGUACCAAAUCUCGUUUCUCCGGAUCAGUCGUUACCCAAUCUGACUACCCCCGAUCUGACGGUUCCGACGGUUCUGGUCACGGAUGCUAAACCGGAGCAGCGGAACCGGUGUGGGUGUUGCCGGAAGCGCGUGGGGCUGACGGGCUUUACGUGCAAGUGUGGGAUGGUUUUUUGUGGGACCCAUAGGUACCCUGAAAAGCAUGAGUGUUCGUUUGAUUUUAAGACGGUGGGGAAAGAGGCGAUUGCGAGGGAGAAUCCGGUGGUGAAGGGGGUGAAGUUGGAGAAGAUUUGAGACGAUCGGAGCCGUUGGAUCGUUGGAUGAAGGUGGUGAUCGGACGGUUGGUUUGGUCUAGAUUGGGUGGGGCUUUGAUUGGUGUAAAUCGGGUCGGGGCUCUGUUUUUUAAGUCUGAAGCAUGUGAAAAGUUUGAAUUAAUGUGUAGUUUGUGUGUACUUAGUUUGUCGAUUUUUUUUGUUAUAAAAAACAAAAGGAAUGAUAAUGCCCUCUUGUUUCGAAAAAAUAUUUAUCACUAUUUCUGUAAUUGUGUUUUGAA
Molecule: messenger RNA, 1102 nt
Organism: Helianthus annuus (common sunflower)
Lineage: Eukaryota; Viridiplantae; Streptophyta; Magnoliopsida; Asterales; Asteraceae
Product: zinc finger A20 and AN1 domain-containing stress-associated protein 6
Exons: 1
Coding region: 337-843 (168 amino acids)
Molecular function (GO): zinc ion binding; DNA binding
Source: RefSeq, a predicted model, not a curated record